AAACUACCGAGAGGCUACGGAAAUCCCUAGAUGAAGCAUACGACGAUCAGUCCGAUUCGUGCUGCUGGCAAAGUUUGGUUGAGGGCGAGGAGGGAAAUGGGUGGAUAUGUAUCUAUAAUAGAGCAGUCCUGCGUUUCGAGUCGGAGAGCGACGAACAGCACCAGAGCAAUAAUGCUGGCCGCCAUAAAGGGGCUCACUCAACUCGAAAUUCGCGCGAGACACGGUCACACGCGCUUCUGGAAUUAACGCCCCUGAAUCUCCUCUUGCAGGCAUAAGGUCUCGUUGAAGUCAAGAAGACGGUCCGGCGACGACUGGCAACCAUGUCUCUGAACGGACUGGAUGCGCCAGAAGUGCAGCAGGCCUACCAGGCUACCCUGAGCGAGGCUGGAGGAUGGUUUCUUGUGAAAUACACCUCUCGCGACGAGGUCACCCUGCUUGGCAGUGGGCAAGCAGGCUUGAGCGAAGCAAGAACAGCGAUCUUGCAAUAUGAGGAAUUGUCGCCUCUGUACGGGCUGGUUGUCUACCGGCGCCGCAAGGUUCUCGUCAAAUAUGUGCCUGAAGGAACAUCGCGGCUACUGCAAGCGCGGACAACGGUACACCUCCGGGAUGUGCAGGACAAAUGGGCGCCGUACGAAACGAUGCUCGAUAUUGCGACGGCCGACGGGCUGAACGACACGGCUCUGGCAGCGGCCUUUCCUCUUCACACCGCCUCACCCGCACUGUCCAGCAAUCAUCUGAAUGAGAUCACCGAGGACAGCGAGGAUGGCGAUGCCGCCCCUAAGCCGCUGACCCACACUCCGUCCAUCUCGUCGGUGUCAAGUAGAAAACCUACGCUCGAGAAGCGACCUCCUUCCCAGCGUUCCUACCGCUCUCCCUCCUUUACGAGCGUUCAGUUCGCCGGCGACCACUCGCCAGUCCUGAAGCACAAAUCGUCUUUGUCGCAGUUUCUGGUCCUGGAAGAGCUGGGGCACAAAUCAGUUACGCAGCUGAACGGAUAUUCGCCGGCGGAAGAUACUGCUUCGCUCAAGGACGACGCUGCCUCGAUAACGAGCACCCGUACGGAAACGGCUGUUCCGUUGACCUCUCCUGUGCGGACACAUACCAAUGAGUCUGCUGAUUACGACUUGGAAAGAUAUCUUGAUUCGUUCUUCAAACCAAAGAUCAAGCUUGGUCCGCGUCCGGUGAACGUCGCAGAGAAAGGCAAGCGCACCACGGCAUCCGCGCCUGUAUCGAGCCUUCCUGCUGGAGUUCAGUCCAGGGCAAAGCAGCCUCUGUCACACCCGCAACCACAGUAUCCUGCGACUCGUAAUCGUCUCACCGACCACGCCCCUUCCGGUACUUCAGCGCCACCAAGGCUGCCCUCUCUACAUUUUUCACCUCAAAUACCCGACAUACCUGAAUUCUUACCGCCUCGCCCCAAUUCAAGAGGCAGCUCUCGCUCGUUACCCGCUCCCCGGGCAUCCAAGGCAUUUUUGACUCCAGAGAAGCAGCGGCUCAUGAAGGCACUAGAAAUGAGAAAGAAGCAGAUGAGAAACUCGGCUUCUGUAGAAUCAAUGCCUCAGUUGUCUGCCGCAGAGAUCUCUAGUCCGACUGCUGACAGUUCUGUCAAAACACAAGGGCAGGAAAUGCAGCGGGGUACGGGCGCAAAAAAGGCAGAUUCGGGCAUCGAUAUAGCGCAUUCAUCCACUGCCAAGGAGGUCCUGGCGUCGCAUCCGCAGGAAGAGUUAAAGGAAGUGACGGAAGCACCAUCGGGAUCAUCUAACGCCAAUCUCCAGCCCGUCAUUUCAGAAGAACAAGCAGACACUUUUGCGACAAUCUCGACCAGCCAGCCCGACAUGCCUGAAGUCGCUGGGGAAGCUCCAAUAGACACACCAGUUACGGAUGCUGUUCCUACGUCGAACAUUAUGGAGCCGACAGUCAAGGAAGAGCAAGCAUCAACUAUAGACGCAAUCGAGGCCACUCAGGAUCAGGAGCAUAUCUCUGAGCACGGACCACCCACAGAGUUGGAGGAUUCACUUGCUGACGCCGCCGUCACUGAUUCACAAGCCCAUACCUUCGACGAAUUUGUGACGAUCCACAAGCCGGAAGACCAGACUAUACCCACGAUCUCUGAUGUUCAACCUCAGUCAGAGGUGCAAGACACAAUCCCUACCCUUUCGACAGAGGCAACCCAAGAACACGAUAGUUUUGAGCCAGAGGUUGACCCUACAUCAGAGGACCCACAGAAAAAGCGCCGUAGGGGUCUACUAGAACCUCUUCAAAUCCAAUCCCGCCUCGAACGCCAUACGUCGGAGCACAAAUUCCUCUCCGACGACGAUUUCAUGGACGAACUGCAGACGGCCACUUUUGAACAGGCCACCCCUGUCGCCAUGUCCAAAUCUCCUGCCAGUCCAUUCUUUCCUCCAAGACGCCCAAGCUCGCGUUCCGCCAAGUCAUCCAACUCUGUCACUACCGCCGUAUCUACCGAGUCAGUUCCCCUGGUCCCUUCUGUCAGCGACACCCUGGAAAAGGGUCACAUUCCCCCUGAGUUAUUGCUGCCUUCGUCCGAACCGCAGUCCGGCUUCCCAACCAGAACUCCAUCGGUUUCGUCAGUGAGAACAACGGAUUCUAGCACGCUCAUGCGCAAGUCGAAUGUCUCCUCUGGCAUAUCUGCCAGAAUCGCAGCACUUGCCGAAAAAUCAACACGAGAUGGAAGUCCCCCUGUGGCUCCUGGGUCUCGCAAGCUGUCUGCCAAUUCGACUAUAGCACAGCGCAAGAGCUCAUAUAUCGACCAGUCGGCCGAAAAUCAGGCUGUUCCUGGUGCUGAGAGACGCCCUGUCGGAAAGCUUUCUGCUUGGCAGGCUGCUGCACCCUCCAACCCAUCUCAUCUAAAGACUAGAAAUGCACAGUCAAAUAAUCGCGACUCGGUCUCGGUCACUGCACGCAUCGUCCGUGUUCCUCGUGCGGGCGAGCCCGCGACGUCGCCAGAACUUCAGGCUUCGCCUCUGCUCUUCAACCACCAGCGUCCAACACAAGCCAAUGGCCAUACCCCACUUGCACCCAUUGUCACAAACGGUCUUUCUUCCAAGACUCCCCAAGGCGAACACGACAGUGUCAUGUCUCCGCAGAGCAGAGACGGCAUUGCCUCGCGGGGCUCUGUCGAGACUACGGCUACUGGCAGACGUAAAUCUUUCGACCGCAAGUCGUUCAAGAGCCUGAGUGGCCCUACCAGCCCAAAGAAGAAUUCGUUCAAACACAGUGCGACAAUGCCUCCUCCCGACAACAGCCCUGACAAGACGAGCCGCACUAGCCGGUUCUUCAAGCGCAUCUCUCAUCUUGGUAAGGACAAGAAAAAGAGCGUGCCUCAGGUCCCUACUAUCACCACGACACCUUCCGAGCCCAUGUCGCCGACGUCCACCACACGAUCAGGACCGACUAGCCCUGCAGCUGUCGUCCAGAUUCCGGAACCAAUUCCUCAACCUAAAGUUGAGCUUACAUCUGCCCGAGCCGCCGCCCCCAACCCAGCCGUUUCUGCAAUUGCGGCUUCUAAGCCUCCUCGUCCAGAGUCCAUUGAUGUUCCACCACCAGUUUCGAUUGGAGACUUCAACGUGCAAUUCCCGGACACAAUGCUCUGGAAGAGACGCUGGAUCGAAAUUGACAGCACCGGCCAUCUCAUGUUUACCGCUGCUGCUCGUCAUAGCAGUGUCAGCAAGAACUUCAACUCAAAAUUCCACUUGAAGGACCUUGGUGCUCCUUUCAUUCCCGACAUUGAUCGACAGGAGAUGCCUCACAGCGUGCUAUGUGAUCUCGUCCAAGGAGAGGGCUCCUUGCAAUUCGCCAGCGAAGAUGCCAUGUCGCAACGCCAACUACUGUCUUUGCUCACCACUUACCACCAAGCUUGGACAUCUGUCUAAUUCCCCUGAUUUGGAAUUCGAGCACCACACGAUUUCACCAUGAAUACAUCAAGACGGCACAGGAUAAUGUUGUCCCAUCCAUUCAAUCCUAUUUUCAGCAACCCUUUCUUCGGUCAAAAACACACCCAGUCGCUCCUUCACACACUUUUACUUGUCCGCUUUUAGAUACCCCUUUUUCUCAUUUCUUUUCCUCUUUAUCCCGCAGGUUGCGGUCUUCUAUGUACAAUAAUUCAAGAUGGAGGCUUGCCUCGUAUUUUUCCCACCC
Molecule: messenger RNA, 4158 nt
Organism: Aureobasidium pullulans EXF-150
Lineage: Eukaryota; Fungi; Ascomycota; Dothideomycetes; Dothideales; Saccotheciaceae
Exons: 3
Coding region: 321-3893 (1190 amino acids)
Source: RefSeq, a predicted model, not a curated record